Messenger RNA from Austrofundulus limnaeus, 3315 nucleotides. Its product is annotated as TOX high mobility group box family member 3. The record is from RefSeq and is a predicted model, not a curated record. Gene Ontology annotation, molecular function: chromatin DNA binding. Gene Ontology annotation, biological process: regulation of transcription by RNA polymerase II. Gene Ontology annotation, cellular component: nucleus. Lineage: Eukaryota; Metazoa; Chordata; Actinopteri; Cyprinodontiformes; Rivulidae.
ACUUUCCAUACGCCCAGCUUGGGGGACGAGGAGUUUGAGAUUCCUCCCAUCACGCCUCCACCUGAGACAGAAUCCAGUCUUGGACCAGAGGUGAACUCACCAUUCCCAGCAAUGCCAGAACCCCCUGCUCCACACAGGGGUCCAAUAAUCCCUCAGUUCCCCCCACAGAGUCUAGAUCUGCCCUCGAUUACCAUCUCACGCAACAUGAUGGACCAAGAAGGGGUGUCUGUCAACAACGGCCAGCCUGUGAAUGUCGGGCCGGGUCAUAUACGUCAGUACCCAACCAAUCCCUCCAUGGUGAUGAAGUCAAUCAUCAACAUGAACAGUCCCAACGGGAUGAUGUCACGGAACCAGCUGACCACCAUUAACCAGUCCCAGCUCAAUGCACAGCUGAGUUUAAACAUGGCAGGACCUAACAUCACCCAUACGUCCCCAUCACCACCGGCCAGCAAGUCCGCCACACCCUCGCCCUCCAGCUCCAUCAACGAAGACGACCAGGACGACAGCAACAGGGUAAUUGGAGAAAAGCGACCAGCCCCAAUUGAUCCRGCGAAAAAACCCAAGACUCCUAAGAAGAAAAAGAAGAAGGAUCCUAAUGAGCCCCAAAAGCCAGUGUCAGCUUAUGCCCUGUUCUUCAGAGACACCCAGGCUGCGAUCAAGGGCCAGAAUCCCAAUGCWACUUUUGGAGAAGUGUCUAAGAUUGUAGCAUCUAUGUGGGAUGGCCUUGGGGAGGAACAGAAACAGGUUUAUAAAAGCAAAACAGAAGCUGCCAAGAAAGAAUAUCUGAAAGCUCUUGCUGCAUAUCGCGCUAGCCUGGUUUCUAAGGCUGCAGCAGAAUCAGCUGAGGCCCAGACAAUUCGAACAGUUCAACAGACCCUGGCCUCCACCAGCUUGUCUCCAGGACUYGUGCUGCCGUCACCCCUCAACCAGCACCCUAACAUGCCAUCAGCCUCCCAGGCCCUGCAACAAGCUUUGCCUCGAGCCAUCGCCCCAAAACCUCUGCAGAUGAGACUUGGGGGCAGCCAGAUUGUGACCUCGGUCACAGUAUCCCACCAGAACAUGUCCUCUGGGAUGCCACCACAAAUGCUUGGCCAGAUGGGUGCUGGAGGAGCCAUGGUGGCGGGUGUUCAGUCCACAGCGGUGUCCCAGAUGAGUCCACCCAUGCAGUCGGUGCAACAGCAUGCCAUGCAGCAGCUCCAGCAGCAGCAGCAGCAGCAGCAGAUGCAACAGCAGCUCCAGCAUCAUCAGAUGCAGCAGCAACAGAUGCAUCACCAACAAAUCCAGCAGCAGAUGCAGCAUCAGCAUUUUCAGCAUCACCUUCAGCAGCAACUGCAGCAGCACCACAUGCAGCAGCAGCAGCAACAACAACAGCAGCAGAUGCAACUGCAGCACAUGCAGAUGCAACAUCAACUGCAUCAGCAGCAGAUUCAACAUCUCCAGCAGCAGCAGCAACAACAGCAGCAGCAGCAGCAGCAGCAGCAACAACAACAGCAGCACCAAUCCCAGUGUUCCCCACCUCAGCACUCUCCUGGUACCCCCCACUCAGUAGGAGGCUCUGCAUCCCUCGGCAGCCCCCAGCCAGCUCCCCAGCAGCAGCCACACCCUUCCCAAAUCCAGGCCCAUGCCCAGGUCCUGUCCCAGAUGCAACUGUUCAAAUCUACACACUGUGAAGGCUCAGUGAUAUUUGAAGACAGAGUCAAACCAUGUCAAAAAUGCAGACAACGUCUCAGACGAAGGAGGAGAACUGGAAGUAAAAGGUCUUUGGACACAGUUAUAUGGAUGAAUGACUGAACUGACUGAGAKAGAAACUGCCAUAAAUCAUUCAUGUCAUCACACCAUCAAACUGGAGCUGUGAUCUGCUGUACAUGUUUUGUAGAGAGGGGAGCGACGACAUCUCACAUUUCAAAAUAAUUUGCCCAAAACUGUGUAACAGGCAGUCUCGCCCUACUUGGCCUCGCACCCCACACCCCCCAAAAAAUACCUUCUUUAAUCUAUUUGUUUUUAUGUCAGAUGUUUAACAAUUAAAUUAUGUUUUUAUUUUGUGUAACAAAGGGGAUAUUUUAUGGUAAAUAAAAAAAAUAAUAAUCUGGAUCGAGGGAGAUAGUUUGGGGAAUUUAUGAAUUUUUACUCUGCUCGUUAAUGCUGUCAUUGUUUAAGAAAAAUAUGAAAACAGAAAAAUAGCAGAGCCAGUUUGUUGCACUGCCAAAGCCAACUAAAAAAAAGAUAUUGGAGGUAUUUUUUGCCAGCUGUACAGAAGUCCCUAGUGGGGUUUAAAAAAAGAGGAGGAGAUGUACAUUUUUCAUAUCACAUGUUGUAAAGUUUUAAUAUGUGAGGCUUUAAUUAAAACAUUGUUAAAUGACCUGUGAAUUGCUGUAUCACAUAGUGCAUUUCUGCUCUUUUAUACUUUUUUAUGAGUUACAAUAGCAGCAGUUCAUUCUGUUUGUAUUUUGCUUACAAACCAACUGCAUAUGGGAACUGUCAAUAGGAAAAAUGCAUAUUUGGUAUGAGGUUUUCCUGAAAAAUUUUGUUUGCAGCUCAUGAUAGGAAAUUUUAUCAUUGGAGUUUUUGCUCAGCCAUGAAGACAAUUCCAGAGACAUUCCAUCACUAAUAUGAUCGUAGCCAUAAAUUUUGUAUGAAGUAUUAUAUAUUUCUUUGUGUCUCUGUUGAAGAAUUAAACUAUCAGUCAAAUAUUUAUUUGGAGAAACUGGUUUCUUUGAAGCCAUCCUUUCAACAAAGGUUUCUAGUGCUGCACAAAAUAUGAAAAGAAAAAAAAAACAUCACAACUAUCAGUGUCUGCAAUAUCAUUAGCACAAAAGAUUGCAAGAAAUUCAACCUAUGUCAAUAAUGUGUUUGGCACUGCGGCCUAAAUGCCCACAUCCAAUUUAAAUAAUAGUGGCCGAGCUGCUAAAGAACACAGCGUGCUGUGAGAGUUGUGAAUGGAACAAAAGUGCAGAAAAUGUUGCAAAAUCCUGAUUAAAAUUGCAAUAGCCAGCAAUAUUUACUUAUUUUGUGAUAGUGUGCAGUCCUGUCAGAUCUCGAUCAUUAUUCAAAAGCAACAAACAUAACUGUAACCUUCGGUUUUUCACAAGGUAUUUAUAAAAUACAUUUUAUGUUUUUUUUUUUUAUCGAAGUCCGUAAAAGGUAAAAAAAAAAAAAAUACUUUGGACGGGAAACACAAGCAUUCAUGUCGGCUCCAUUGUAGUACGGCUGUUUCUCGGUGCUUUCAAUGGAAGCUCAUUGUAACUGUGUGUUGAAACUGGACAGGGUCAGCAUGUAACUGGUACUUGUCUCAAUAACAGUCCCUAUUCUCACACA